GUAGUCGGGCUAAACGUGGACUUCCGAUUAUCAAUCGCUUUUCAUUCUCACUUUUGAUACUUGGAAGGAAGGUACCAGGUAGUCUACACGAACCGUAUGGGCUUGUACGGUCUGUGUAAUUACAGCAUUGGCUGGCUUAUAAUGUACUCGUGACGCCUUUCGUGACUCAACUUCGAAAUUUAUUUUGGCGGGGCCCGUGCUGAAGAACUAGCCGUUCCCCCUCUUUCAGGCGCUGGGGUGUCAUUUUCGAAGACUGCUUUUCGUGUCUAUUUUUCAAGAAAGAGGACUGACCAUGGCGACAGCAUCGGGCGAAACAAUCUCAGAGGAAGAGGCACAGAAAGCCAUCCAGCAGGAAGUGGAUGACGAAUUUGAAGACGCGGUCGAAGAAGAGAACGAAGAUGGCGUGGAAGGCCAGUUCAGUGUUUCCAAAGAGGAAUUAGCCAUCAUUCGUGCCGAAUUAGCGUGUGAAUUUCCAGAGGACUACGCUUACCUCAGUGAUGCCUAUGUUCUCUCUGUGGCCUCCAAGCCGUACUCCAAGGACCCCACUGUCCGUCGUCCCUUGGAAUAUUCCAUGGAAAAAUUGACGCAUGUCAUGGAAUGGCGAGUUGAAGCAAGUGCUCCCGACAUGGAGGACUUGGUCGGUUUGGCCAAUGGCCCUGAAACGGCUCCUGAAGCCGUGGAAAACCCGGAAGCGCUGACAAAGGCAAAGGCGUUGGUCACGGCGUUGAAUUCGGGAUCCCUCUAUUGGCAUGGUUUUACCAAGGACGGGCGACCCGUCCUCUGGGUUCGGACUAACCGAAAGCCUUGGUACCCUGACGUCGAUGCUGAGGUCGAUGCCUUGAUCCUUCUGGCCGACGCUGGCAUUCGCUGCAUGCCCAGCACUGUCACAGACUUUGUUUGCGUUUCAGAUUCUUCCUAUCCUCCGCCACCGAAUCCUACGUUCAUGAUCAAGAUGCUGAAAGCUCUUGUGCGUGGCUAUCCUGACCGCUUGAAUUUGCUCAUGAGCGCCCCUGUGUCCAGCAUUGUACAAUUCGUGAUGAACCUGCUCCUGCCUUUGAUGCCUGGCCGCUUGGCAUCCAAGGUCUGCUUGAUGGAUGUAGAGCAAAUGAAAGCCAAGCUUGCGGGCCUGCUGUUGAAUGGGGAAGAAGAUGUUCCAACCUUUUUUGGGGGGCCCUGUAAUCACGACAAAUUCUUCCCCGAGGAGUCGAAAUGUCCAAACCGAGGGCAGGGAACAUUGAAAUUCGACUAUUUUGGAAUGCUUGACCGUCUCAAUAAGCAAAAGGAAGAUUUUGAGAAGAAUCUUGCAGCCGCUGAGAAUGGCGAAGGAGUGGAAGUCGGUCCCUAGAUAUGAGAUUCCAGUUGCGUCAUGCUUCCGGUUCCUUAGCAAAUUUACACUUGGUAUCUUCGUUGCUGCUAUUGAUGUUUUCGAGGAGGCACUCUUGGUGUCCUUACUAUAGUUUGAGGCUACCGGUAUUCGCAAGCGAUGGAUUCGCGCAAUAUCUGGUUGCCGUCGAGUCGAGUCGAAAACUAACGAGAAGCACGUAAAAUGCCCGCUUAAAAUUGAAAUAUGUUUAUAAAAUCUACUGUAGAAGUUCCUCUUUGAC
Messenger RNA from Seminavis robusta, 1604 nucleotides. Lineage: Eukaryota; Bacillariophyta; Bacillariophyceae; Naviculales; Naviculaceae. The record is from the annotation of a GenBank genome assembly.